Bradysia coprophila is the source of this 819-nucleotide messenger RNA. RefSeq names its product ribosomal protein L13 (gene RpL13). Gene Ontology annotation, cellular component: ribosome; cytosolic large ribosomal subunit. Gene Ontology annotation, molecular function: structural constituent of ribosome; RNA binding. The record is from RefSeq and is a predicted model, not a curated record. Gene Ontology annotation, biological process: translation. Lineage: Eukaryota; Metazoa; Arthropoda; Insecta; Diptera; Sciaridae.
ACCCACAUUAAGUGAACCAAACCUUCGUUCUCUCGAUGACAUUUCGAUUCGUCAAAUAUUAGUUCUUUUUAUUUCUUCGGGCUGCGUGUGAAGAAGAAAAUAAUUCAAGAUGGGUAAAGGAAAUAAUAUGAUCCCGAAUGCUCAUUUCCAUAAAUACUGGCAACAACAUGUGCGAACAUGGUUCAACCAACCGGCCAGGAAGCAACGAAGACGUCAGAAUCGUAUCAAAAAAGCGAAAGCUUUGUUCCCACGUCCAGCGGCUGGUCCACUUCGUCCGGUUGUUAGAUGUCCAUCAAUUCGUUACCAUACCAAAUUGCGUAUUGGACGAGGUUUCUCCGUUGAAGAAUUGAAAGGUGCAAAAAUCACACCAAAGUUUGCACAAACAAUCGGCAUUGCUGUUGAUUAUCGUCGCCGCAACAAAUCGGUCGAAGGCAUUCAGGAAAAUGUCCAACGGCUCAAAGAAUACAGAAGCAGAUUGAUCUUGUUCCCGAUCCACGACAAGAAGAAGUUGCGCAAGGGUGAAGCCACAGAAGAGGAACGCAAACUUGCUACACAAUUCCAAGGACCAAUUUUGCCUCUGUCGAAACCGGAACCAGUUGUGGAAUUCAGAAAGAUCACUGACGAUGAGAAGAAAUUCUCUGCUUUCCAUACACUUCGCCGGGCUCGUGUUGAUGCCCGUCUUAUUGGUAUUCGAGCUAAGCGCGCCAAGGAAAAUGCCGAAAACGCAGAAGAUCAGAAAAUUGGCAAAGAAAAGAAAGCAAAGAAAUGAGCUUUUCGACAUCAAUGUAAAAUAAUGAAAUAAAAAUUUUCAUUUCAUUU